UUUCAGCCUCUGGUCGUGACGAUGGUGGAUUAUAGCGUGUGGGACCACAUCGAGGUGUCCGAUGAUGAGGACGAUACUCACCCCAACAUCGAUACGGCGAGUCUUUUCCGAUGGAGGCACCAGGCUCGGAUCGAGCGGAUGGAAGAGGCACAGAAAGAGCGUGAGGAGUAUGAGAAGGGGAGCGGUGAUGUUAAGCGUAAGCUCAGUGAAUGUCAAAAGAAGCUCAAAGAAUUGGCAUUGGCAGAAACGGACGAUGCAAAGAUAGAGAUUGAAAAAUUACAGGAUGAGCUAAAACAGCUGAAAAAAGAGGAGAAGGAAUGGGAUAAGAAAGGAGCAUUGCUGAAGAAGAAGGAAAAGUCUAUGCCAUGGAAUGUGGACACACUAAGCAAAGAAGGAUUCAGUAAGAGUGUUUUUAAUGUGAAACCGGAAUCGACCCAGGUUGAAACAGAGGAAGAUAAAGAAAAGAAACACAAGACCUUUGUGGAAAAGUACGAGAAACAGAUCAAACACUUUGGCAUGCUUAACCGCUGGGACGACAGUCAGAAAUACCUGUCCGACAAUCCCCACCUCGUAUGUGAAGAGACAGCCAAUUAUCUGGUCAUCUGGUGCAUAGAUUUAGAAGUCGAAGAGAAACAUGCACUAAUGGGACAGGUAGCCCACCAAACCAUAGUAAUGCAGUUUAUCCUGGAGCUUGCCAAGAGCCUUAAGGUGGAUCCAAGAGCCUGUUUUCGACAGUUCUUCACCAAAAUCAAGACAGCAGAUAAACAGUACGUGGAGGCAUUUAACGAUGAACUUGAAGCCUUUAAGGAGCGGGUCAAAGGUCGUGCCCAAGCAAGGAUAGAAAAGGCAAUGAAGGAAUAUGAAGAGGAAGAACGCCAGAAGCGUAUGGGACCUGGUGGGCUUGACCCUGUGGAUGUGUAUGAAAGUCUUCCACUGGAGAUGAAGAAUUGUUUCGAUGCAAAAGAUAUUCAACUGUUACAGGAUGUUAUCAGCAAAAUGGAUCCAACAGAAGCUAAGUACCACAUGCAGCGCUGCAUUGACUCGGGACUCUGGAUUCCAAAUGCAAAGGCUGCUGAGGAGGAAGGAGAGAAGAAAACAGGGGAAGAUGAUCCUGUACAUGAAGAAGUUAAAAAGGAAUCCACUGAAGAAAAAUAAAGCUAUUUUUGUUUGUGUAAUUGCUAGCUUUAAAUGCUGUGCCUAGAAACAGACUGCAUCCUGGUUAGGGUUGACAUAAACUUGAAUAUAUUGGUCUAUUCAAUGAAAACUGAAAGUCUGACACAAACCAAAUGCUUUUCUGUAUUUUAAUAAAUACACAAGUUUUUGACAGCUUACAGACUGCUUCACUAUUUGCAGUAACUCACUGGAUCCACUGGUAACUACAAAAGAAACAGGUGUCUGAGUGAGAGACUGCUUUCCAAUUACUUCAUGACCAUUGCAUAUGGCAUUGAAACACACAGACAAGGGAAGUACCUGUUUCUGCUCCUAAACUGUGCUGAGUUAUCAAAUGAGGGUUUGCGUGGUUGCCGUGAAGGUUCGGCUCACUGGAGAGAGAACAGUUACUGCCUAUGAAACUAUACCUCACAUAAGUAUAAUGUUGAGGGGGAAAUAAUAGAAUUUAAAUUCUGCAAGUGGGCUUUCUAGCUAAUGUCUCUUAAUUGAGGUAAUACUUGGAAAGAAAUAGAAAAUCCUGAAGGUUAUUGAUACAAAAUUUGAUGGGAAUGAAAUAACAAAAUUUUUGUGGUCCAAAAAACAAUGUGGAAUCCAUGCUCACAAACUUAAAUAUAGUUUGUCUCGUGAUCUGGGUACAUUGUCAGGAGUUGGGACAGAGAAACAGAAUUAUCAAUACUUCAUAGGCUCUAGGAUUUUGAGUGCUAGUACACCAACAUUUCAUUUUUCUGGUUAGAUGAGGGAUUUACAUGACACGGUUUUGAUAAGUGCUUUUAUCUUGGUAUUAAAACAUCAUAGUAUUGUCUGUACUAGAUUUGACUACUUUUAUGUUCUGUACAUAUAUUUUAAUGAAACUGCACACUGAUCGCAUUCUGGCUCAGAAUAACUGUUCAUUGAGGGCCAAUGUUGCUGUUGAUACUGCUUGUUACUGUGGCCUGUUUGAUCUGAAGCAGUUGCUGUUUUCAGUAAGGUAGUUAUUGUGUCCAUUUAUUUCCUGUUACUGGCCAUCAUGUAUGCAAAUAAAGAUGCAGUAUAUUGCCUCUUGAGUGGCCUGCUCACUAAACUUUUGUAGU
Messenger RNA from Mobula hypostoma (lesser devil ray), 2240 nucleotides. It is a transcript of the gene cdc37, whose product is annotated as cell division cycle 37 homolog (S. cerevisiae). The coding region runs from base 22 to 1155 and encodes 377 amino acids. Gene Ontology annotation, cellular component: cytoplasm. The record is from RefSeq and is a predicted model, not a curated record. NCBI's taxonomy places the organism in Eukaryota, Metazoa, Chordata, Chondrichthyes, Myliobatiformes, Myliobatidae. Gene Ontology annotation, molecular function: protein kinase binding; heat shock protein binding; protein-folding chaperone binding. The transcript is spliced from 8 exons. Gene Ontology annotation, biological process: protein folding; protein stabilization.